AUCCAAUAGACGCCAAUUGAAAAAUAUAAAUUUGGAUAAGAAUUUAUCGUCCAAUCAUAUAACGCAACUGAUUUAAGGUGGACCGGAAAUUUCGAAUCGAGAGCCAACUUCAGUGUCCCGAGAAAAUAUGUCAUCCCAGCCGUCGCCCCCCCGCCCAUUCCUGAUUUCCUCUAUUACUGCUGGAACUGUAGGAGAGAGGUUAUGUGGAGUAGGUUAUGGUUUGGGCAUACAGGACUAAAUUCAUCACUGAAAUUGAUUGGUAGACAUGAAACAGGGUUACGUGAUGAGUGCUUAGUGGACAAAAUGGUCGAGCAUGUGCUGAUGUUUUGUAAAUUAUAUAAUCUAGAUGGGUAGAGGUUGUUUGAGAGGGUCAGAGAAACUGGGCGGGGAUGGGGUAUAUGUGGGAUAUUAGGGGGAGGAAAGGGGAAAGAGGUGGUGGGUAAUGCUCUUAGUUUUCUCAGAGUAACAGGAUUAGUGCCUUUUAGUUUUGCUAUCAUUUGGCUAUAAUUAUGUAGGCUUCAGGAUUUUUGCUUAUAAUCAGCCAUGGUGCUGUGCCACGGAAAGAUCUAGAGCAUUACUGUAACAUGAAUCCCCAAAAUCAAAUACAUUUAAAUGUGGUCACUGACAACACUCGAUACAACUUUCUGAAAAAUAAUCUCCACAAUGCACACGAUGACAUCUAUAAUACCGUAUGCAGUGUCAUCCGAAGUUUGGGAAAAAAAAGCCCAUCUAAUCUUGCACACCUCAUCACACCAGCUGUGUAGGCUACCCAAUCAAUUUACAGAUUUAGUGCACGGUUGCUUAAAUUUCACAAGUAGAUCAAAGCAAAGAGACAGUGGGGAUCAAAAGUCUGAGGACAAAACCAAGUUCUGGUUGUGUUCAUUAUUUAUGAAGGAAUAAUGUAAUGUAAGAAUACAUUGUUUUAACACAUAUCCGACACUUGUGUAUGAAAUGGGAAGCUGCGUAGAUAUUUUGUUCAUCCACCAUACGCUAAGUGUUUCUCUAUUUGUUUUCACACUGUGUUUCAUUCAGUGUGUUCCUAUGGCUCAAUAUCCAAAUAUCUGGGCUGUUAACUAAAACAUACUGCGGAAAAGUAAGGCUAUAUGAAUAAUGAUGAAUAAUAGCAUAACUGUGGGUGUCUUCAGACUUUUGGUUCCCAUGCACUGUAUGUUGCCGCUUAGUUUUUAAAUAAAAACUACUUCAGCUUUUUGGAGUGCUCUCACAUGUAUUAUGCAUAAAGUGAUUCAUUUAUUUUAUGUACGCACAUAGCCUACCACUAGAAAAAACACUGAAUUUGUCACCCUCACCCACAUAAAUCUAUUUACAAUGUUAGUAAUAGCGUAUAAGUUGCCCAGCUUGUCUGUUUAUUCAUACCGCAUUUUGUAGAAGGCCUAAUGUUAUUAGCAAUAGGUAGCAUUUAGCCGAGUAGCCUAACUUGACUAGUUAUACGAAGUGCUGUCAUUGUGCCGAGCGGGAGUGAAUUUGAUGGGGAAAGUAAGUUUUUACCUUCAAUCUCUACCUUCAAAAAAAAAAAAACUAUUUGCUUUACCCCAGAUAUAAUGGGACCCGUGUCAUCCAGAAAGUUCCAGUUUGUCUCAUCUGACCAUAGAACAUUAUCCCAAAAGGCCUGGGGUCCAUGCAGGUUCUUUUCUUUGCAAAUAUGAGAUAAGCAUUGAUAUUUAUCUUGGUUAGCAGUGGUUUCCACCUUGCUACUUUCCCAUGAAUUCCAUUUUUACUGAGUCUCUUUCUUGUUGUGGAGGCGUGAACACUGACCAAAGCUGAGGCGAGUUCUUUGGAUGUCCUUGGGAUCUUUUGUGACUUCCUGGAUGAGUUUUCCUUGGAGAACUUUUGGCAGACCGGCCACUCAUGGGAAGAUUCACCUUUGAUUAUGGCAUAAUGUGCUUGUAGAAACUUUGUGACAACUUCACUCUGAUGCCCUGCUGGCAGCAUCUCCAGUCUACUCUGUGUGCAUGUUUGUGAACAUCGGCCAUUCCGUCACUCUGCCCUGCCGUGGAGCCCCCAGCAGGAAUGUGAAGUGGCGCUUUCAGCAGUAUGGGUAUCCUGACUGGCUGGAUGUGGCUGAUCUCUACACCGGAUCCUUUCUCUCUGGAAACGGCUUCCAGGGACAGGUGGAAUCCUUCUACUUAAAAGAGCCGGGAAACUACAGCCUCCUCCUCAGUCCUGUGGUGUACAGUAACCUCGGCAUUUACAAAUGCCAGUACUACAAUGAUGAGAUCAUUCUUUCAGAUGUGAAACUAGAAAUUAGAGAACCAUCAAAUGUUUCCGUAGCGAUGGGAAUGUCUGCCAGUCUUCCUUGUUUUGGGAAAAUUAAUAUACAAGCGCGUGCUGUUGAUCUGGAUAUCCUCUGGAAGAGAGGUGGAGAGAACGUUUACCAGCUCCUUAAGAACACCACCACAUAUGGGCCCAGGUUCGAGAACAGAGCUUCAGUUUCCCCAGAACAAGCCCUCUAUGGAAACAUGUCUUUCACCAUCAGACAGACACGGUUUUCAGAUGAAGGCGACUACCAGUGCUUCUACAACAGUCCAAAAGAGAGGGGGAAUCCAGAUUCUGCCAGUCUGGUUGUGACAGGCCACCCACCCCAGACCCUCACAGUGAAGGCCGGUGGUUUGCUCUCCAUACCGCUCUAUACCGCAGGCCCAGUGAGGGUAACAUUCAGUGCAGGCCUUGGUUCAGAUGAGGUGCUGAUGCUCGAUGCAAAUAAAGGCCCAGCCAGGUAUGGGGAUUGUUGUGCUCAGAGAUGUGAGCUUCUGGCCCAGGAAUACACCCUUUUGCUGAGGAGUGUGACACUGGAGGAUGCCGGAGUCUACAAGGUGACCGAUCCUGAGACUAAGAAGACCAUCGGCUCUGUCUCUCUGGAAGUCUCAGGACGCUCUGCUGGAGCAGUGGCUGGGAUAGUGGUGGGAGUGCUGGUUCUGGCUGGCAGUGCCUUUGCAGUCUGGAAGUUCUUCAUAAAAAACACAAAAAACCUUCGAAAUUUAGUUCGUUUCCGUGCAGCCAGAACAGAAGAUCACUAAGGUUCCAGCUGCAGAGCAGCGUGCGUUCUGUUUCCUGAGAGCCCUGAACCCCCUCUCUCUGUGUCCUGUGACAAUGUCGAAUCGCAAAAGUCAAAGGAACGUAACUGAAGCUGAACCGGAGUUCGUAACUAUGGACACACUCAAAGAAAUGUUGGAUCAACAAAAGACUAUCUAUGAGGAGGUAUUAAAAAGGCAGGAGGCGUCAUUUAGGUGCUUCACACAAAUGAUCCUGGAUUCGACCAACAAAAGGAUUGAUGGAAUUGUGAGAGAGUUACAGGACUUGAGUAACAGCCUAAAAUACUCUCAGAAGGACAUUGACGAAAUAAAAGCAACGCAGGCUGUGGGUAAAAAUGCUUUUAAGGACUUAGACAAACUGGUAAAGCAACUUCACUCCACUCCGGUUCAGUCUAAUAUCCUCCUUGAGCGUCUCGAUUAUUUGGUGAACCAAAGCCGAAGGAAUAACAUUAUAAUUGAUGGAAUAACUUCGGAUCAUGCAGAGGAAUCGUGGGCUGAGACUGAGAGCAAGGUGCGUGAACUGUUAACCACCAAGCUGAAAAUGGAGGCCAACUCAAUUCAGAUCGAACGAGCCUAUAGAAGGGGUAAAUUCAGACGAGAUGCUGAAAGACCCCGAGGCAUCGUAGUGAAGCUUCUGCGUUUUAAGGAUAAGAAACUCAUUAUGGAAAAGGCAAGAGCACACCUAAAAAACAACCUCGGUGUAUAUAAAUGAGGACUUUUCCGAACGGCUGAGGAAGAAAAGAGCUGAACUUUUGCCUGCGAUGAGAGAAGCCAGAGCAAUAAUCGAUAACGAGUUGCCUAUUGACACAGCAUCAUAUAGUAGCUAAUAUCAUUAUCUCAGAUAAAAAAACAAAUGUGUGAUGCAUUCAAUAACCAUUUUAUUUUGGCUGGUUAUUUAUUUGAGAAUACAGCGAUGU
Anguilla anguilla (European eel) is the source of this 3967-nucleotide messenger RNA. RefSeq lists its product as uncharacterized. Gene Ontology annotation, biological process: negative regulation of T cell proliferation; T cell costimulation; immune response. The coding region runs from base 1971 to 3035 and encodes 354 amino acids. Gene Ontology annotation, cellular component: external side of plasma membrane. NCBI's taxonomy places the organism in Eukaryota, Metazoa, Chordata, Actinopteri, Anguilliformes, Anguillidae. The transcript is spliced from 6 exons. The record is from RefSeq and is a predicted model, not a curated record.